CCAGCAAACACAAACACAAAAUAAACGAUUUGUACCCGAGUGGUACACAAGACAACAACACCCACACAACACUUCUAGUGACAAUCUUAGGGACUUUGACUUGUUGUGGCGAACCUAUAUACAGCACUGCCAAUAUGAAAAGGAAUUUAAAAAUAAAUAAUUGUGGCCAAUAACAUUGAAAACUGAUGAAAAUUUAACUAAACUAUGUUGCAAAAUAUUAAAAUACUUUUAAAAAAGACAUUUCCAGGCAGUAUUAAAUCCUAGUUACGUCACAUUAUUACAUAACCAAACUUGUCAAUGUUUACAUCACACAUGAUGGCCCUUUACGAUAACAAAUACUGGUUGUUAUCACACAUACGCAACUCUUUUAUUUCUACAGAUGACACAGGUAUGUGUGAGUUAAUUAUGACAGGGGAGGAAGGUGUUAGGAAGCACCUGAAACAAAGCCUAGAUUCAUACCCUGAUGAUGAAGACAGUGAAGAUGAAGACGAUUUGUCUCAUGAGUCUUACGACCUGCAACUUGAUACUGAUUUUCCGUUAAGAUACAGGUCGAACACUGCUGUCAGAUUAGAAAAGUUGGAACAGGUUAAAAAGCGAACAGGUAGAAUCAAACACAUUAAAUGGGAAACGAAUAAAAACGAAUUGAGUCAAGACCAAAUCGAUCAGUUGUUUGUAAAGAAAGAACCUAAAAUAUCCAAGGAGAAACAAUCUCUGUUUUCCAAGACUUUCAAACAGUACAAGAUGAUGCCCAUUAACCCCUACAUGGAUUAUGCAAAGUUUGAUGGAAGUGGACAAGUGAAUCUUCAAGUGAAAAAGUAUAGGAUUUUCUUGACGAUGCUACCAGAGCAUCAGAGGAAUUACCCUUUGACUGUUUGUUGCAUUUCUUCUGCUAAAAUUCAAGAGUUGAUUGGACUUAUUUUACUCAAAUGCAGUACAAUGUAUGAAGACUAUUCGUGGAAACCUGUCAACAAUUACGGUUUGUACAUAACUGAGGAAGACGGAGAGGUUGAUAGAGAUUUUCCUAAUUUGGACCCAAGAGAAAAUAUCGCCAAGUUUGGAUUUGCGUGUUUGGGUCUAGUGGAACACUCAGACCCUUCAAAGUGUGUCAGUUUUGGAAAUUCCGAAACUGUUACCAUAAGAAACUUUGAUUACAAUGACAAGAAAGGAAAAGAUUCGUCUAAACAAGACCAAGAAAAACAAAUCUCGACCGAUUUACACUUAAUGGCCGUUCAUAAAAGAGCCAUGGAAGCCCCACUAUACAAAUCGUACAAAGUUUACAUGAUUAACAAAAUGCGGACUAAAGUGGAGAUACAUUUAGGGAUAAGUGGCGAAAAAAUCGAAAUUGAUCCAGUCCAGAAAAACUCAAAAUUUCUUCUAGUUAAACAAAAACCCAUAAACCACGACAUGGACAUGAUUGCGUGGUGUGAGGCCAUUGACACCUCCAAGAGCAACAAAACGACUUUCAAAAUAAUUUACAGCCAUUCGUUUACAAAUUCUGAUAAUGUUUCAAGCCCCACUUUACAAUCGUCUGCUAGCUUCAAAAGCUACGAAUUUGAAGCAGACCAAUCAAUCGCCGAGGAAAUCGUGAAUAAAAUAAACCUGAUUUUGGACUUAAGGUCUAGUGAUACACGGAAGGAGUAUUUAGCAGCACAAGAACGAAAAUAUUACAAGAAGAAAGCUUUUAUUUAAUUUCUUGUAUAAAAAAAUAAAUUUUUUGUCCCGA
Messenger RNA from Tribolium madens (black flour beetle), 1723 nucleotides. RefSeq names its product stress-activated map kinase-interacting protein 1 (gene Sin1). Gene Ontology annotation, molecular function: phosphatidylinositol-4,5-bisphosphate binding. The transcript has 5 exons. Lineage: Eukaryota; Metazoa; Arthropoda; Insecta; Coleoptera; Tenebrionidae. The record is from RefSeq and is a predicted model, not a curated record. Gene Ontology annotation, cellular component: TORC2 complex; plasma membrane; cytoplasm. Gene Ontology annotation, biological process: TORC2 signaling. Bases 298 to 1689 code for a protein of 463 amino acids.